This is a messenger RNA of Pieris brassicae (large cabbage white), 2775 nucleotides long. RefSeq names its product organic cation/carnitine transporter 7-like. The coding region runs from base 405 to 1910 and encodes 501 amino acids. Gene Ontology annotation, molecular function: transmembrane transporter activity. Gene Ontology annotation, biological process: transmembrane transport. The transcript has 11 exons. Lineage: Eukaryota; Metazoa; Arthropoda; Insecta; Lepidoptera; Pieridae. The record is from RefSeq and is a predicted model, not a curated record.
UAUUGGCGAUAAUUUACUUUUGUACACAUAUAGUGGCAUUGCUUACAAUGCCAGUUACCCAAAAGAUCUUUCUUUCCUUCGGGGAAAAUGACAGGAUGAAAUAUAGAAACACAUAAAACAAAUCGUGUGGAAGUGGAAGUAACUCAUCGAAAAGGCCAGAAUAUUUUAAAACGAGGCAGACAGCUUUUUUAAACAGUUUUACCUCAAUGGAACUACCAAAGGGAAAGAGUUUGUGGUUAUAACGCAGUCAGUGUUAUAGACUAAUGAGCCAAUUCCAGUAAUGAUAAAACACAAAGAGAGACAGCAGCAAUAUUGACGUUAGAGGAGGCUGAAGAAAAGAGUUUGCAGCGGUACUAACCAAAACGAGAAAAGGUGUUGCUUUGUUGGCAAUUAUACAUAUAAAUAUGAAACGGAUAGGUACUGGUGAACGUUUAUAUUUAGUAGAAGGAGUGGCUAACAAAGAAAGAGGGUUUCUGCUCGCCGGAGCUGGAAAAUACCAGGUUUUCCAUUGCGCACUCAUGGUGUCCACCCUGGGAGCUUCCAUCCUAGAGAUGAUCGGUUGUUCUUUCUUACUCCCUCUGGCUGCGUGUGAUCUUCAGCUAUCAGACCAUUUAAGAGGAAUAAUCACUAGUAUACCCAAUAUAGGAAUAAUUCUAACAGCACCAUUUUGGGGUCCCAUAGCAGACGCGAUGGGCAGAAAACCAGUUCUUAUUGUGUCCACGUUGCUGUCAGGCGUUAUUGGCCUAAUAGCAGCCUUUAUGCCCAAUCUCACUUCUUUCGCCUUAUGCAAAUUCGCUGGUUCGUUAUUUUUAUCCUGUCCCUCUUCCUUAGGGUUUGCUUUCGCUGGUGAAUUGAUGCCGAGAAGACGUCGUGACAUGGCCGUGUUAAUCUGCAAUGCAUCGCUGAUGUUAAUAGCCUCUUUAUGUCCCAUACUUGCCUGGAUCGUGUUCACCAUAGACUGGGAACACAGCAACAUCUUCAUUAAGCCGUGGCGUAUAUUAACCGUAGCCUAUGCGGUGCCUCUCAUCCUGUCGGCGUUGUGGAUGACACAGACAAAAGAGAGUCCCAAAUUUCUCAUGAUGAAGAGCAAGGAGAAGGAAGCCUUGAAGGUUUUAGCCCACGUUUAUUCAUUUAAUACGGGAAGGACGCCAGAUGAAUACAAGGUAACAUCCCUUAAAAAAGAGGACAAUUCCGACCAGGUAGAUGGCGAAGCUAUCACGGUAACAAAGACAUCAGCUACUGCUCUGCUAAAACCUCCACACGUCAAGUGGCUUCUGUUAUUGGGCUUCCUUAUGCUUGGGUUGUUUUCCUUAUUAAAUGGAUUAUUUUUAUUCACUCCACAUACGAUAAAUAAGAUGAUGACAAAAUUACCCAACGAGACCGUGUCCAUUUGUUUUUCUUUAAACCAGCCAGACAACGUCACGCACACUGUAACAUGUAUAGACAGUAUUUCGUACGACACAUUUAAAAUAACUGUAAUAACGGCCCUUUUCUACGGCGCUAUAGUGAUGGCAGUGAGUCUCAGUCCACUGUCGAAGAAGACGUUAUUGGUUGGAAUGUAUUCACUCGUUUCUGCUGCCUGCAUAGUCAGUGUGAUUACGCGCAAUAGAUUCGUGGCUGGUGUGUCCAUGUCUACUCUGGAACUGACUGCGCUCGGUAUCGGACCUCUUAACGCUUAUGCAGUACAAAUAUUUCCAACAAGUUUAAGAGGUUCAGCUGUUGGUGCCGUGAUGAUGUUUGGGCGUGUGGGUUCGAUGCUCGGCGCGAACAUGGCUGGUAUGUUCCUGGCUCGUGGUUGCGAUUAUACAUUCUACGCGUUUGCUGCUCUUAUUGCCUUAUGUGCAGCGCUGAGCUUCCUACUUCCCAAUGACAACAAACCGACUUCAAAAUCUGAAAAAACAAGUCUUUGAUACUUGAUAUAAUGUCUAUAUGUUGCUUUGCAAAUUGACAAUAAACAAGUUAUAUGUAUAGAUUAAAAAGCUUAUCUUUUAAGACUCCAAGUCUGUAUUUCAUUACGUUUAAAAAAAAAGGUAAUUACUAAUGUUAAUUAUUAAAAAUCGCUACCACUGAUUUAUGGCAGCGUGUAGUCAGUAACCUUUUUAGCUUUAGCGAGUCGAGUCUAUGAUAACCGCAAUUAUUUAAAUUUUUAACUAUGUUUGACUUAGUAACUUUUAAUGAACCACUUCAAAUUACUGUUUAUUGUUCUCUUAGCAAUAUGAUUAUGUAUAUGUGAUGUUCUCAUAGAGCGAUAUCAGUAAAAUGGAACAAAAUAUUCAAUCAUAGCAACAAUUUUCUGAUUGUUUUAAACUCAAUAACGCUUCCUUGUAACAAACAACCGAGUCUACCACGGCAGCUUGACAAUUUUUUAUCGAGGCCCAAAUAUUAUAUUCUAUUUAAGUUUAAUUAUUAACCCUUUUUGACUUUGGGUAUCCUGAUUGUGAAUUUCGUGUUACAUCUGUAGGAAAUGUUUAAUGAUUAGACAGUUUGUCGGUGCCUGGUUUCCAAUUACUGAAUAAAGAAUGUUGAGUGAAAUAAAUUAAAUUGCCUAUACAUAGGUAGGAAUGUGGUUAAAUAUUGCGCAAGAUUUAGGCAAAAACAUUUGAAGGCAUUUCCAUCGUGUUACGUAGCAUUCUCAAAGCAUAAAAAACAAAAAUAUUAGCUUUAAGCAGUUUUUUUUUUCGAUAUUUAUUAUGACGCUUAUUGAACAGACUGAUUAGUUUUGAUGAUUCAUGUUUUCAUAUAUUAUGCGAGCUGAUUGAACUUGCAAUUCAUAUU